AUGACGACCAGCAACUCCAAUUUAGCCCUGCUGAUCGACGGAGACAAUGUCUCGCCCAAAAUAAUCGUUGGCCUCAUGGCUGAGAUCGCUAAUUACGGCACUGCCAGCGUCAGGCGGAUCUAUGGCGACUGGACCAGCCCGUCCCUGAAGAGCUGGAAAGGAUGCCUGCUAGACCACUCGAUAACGCCAAUGCAACAAUUUGCGUACACCAGCGGAAAGAACUCCACUGACGGCGCUAUGAUCAUCGACGCUAUGGACCUACUAUAUACUGGCCGCUUCUCUAGCUUCUGUAUCGUCUCGAGCGACAGCGACUUCACGCGCCUUGCAGCCCGCAUCCGCGAGCAGGGCGUCACGGUCUAUGGCUUUGGAGAGCGUAAAACCAAUACUGCGUUUAUUGCUGCCUGCGACAAGUUUAUGUACUUUGAUGUACUCAAUGUGGAGUCCGAGGAGCCGCUUGUUGCACCUCAACCACCCAGGCCGGGCUAUCCUCCGGUUUUCGUCCGUAAACAACCAGCUACGAGACCGCUCGAUCAGGCGGCACUCAGGGGAUUAGCAAUGGCGGUGACUAAUGCCGUGAGCUAUAGCGACAAUUGGGUCAACCUGGCCGACGUCGGCAGCUAUCUGAGCAAAAUCUCGCCUGAUUUGCAUGCACGCAAUUACGGCUAUGAACGUCUUCGGGAGUUUGUGGAAGCGUCUGGAAUCGUGGACUUGAAGUGGAAGAACAUGGGCGACAAACCUCCGGUUGUCCUCGUCCGUCUCAAAGAGAAUUUGGCGUGGAACUCUAGCUCUCCAACUCAUUGA
Messenger RNA from Endocarpon pusillum Z07020, 801 nucleotides. RefSeq lists its product as uncharacterized. Bases 1 to 801 code for a protein of 266 amino acids. The transcript has a single exon. Gene Ontology annotation, molecular function: RNA nuclease activity. The record is from RefSeq and is a predicted model, not a curated record. NCBI's taxonomy places the organism in Eukaryota, Fungi, Ascomycota, Eurotiomycetes, Verrucariales, Verrucariaceae.